Molecule: messenger RNA, 1129 nt
Organism: Medioppia subpectinata
Lineage: Eukaryota; Metazoa; Arthropoda; Arachnida; Sarcoptiformes; Oppiidae
Source: the annotation of a GenBank genome assembly
ACAAAACAUGGGAUUUGUUGAGUGAGAGGCGAAUGUAAACAACGAAAGCAUUCAUUCAUUCAAUAGAAGAGGAGUGAAGACAUCGCUUAACACAUCCCAAACACUGUCCACCAAAACAAUGUCCACGUCUUCGACCGGCAAUAGUCCGCUCCGAUUGACAGCAAGUGUUGACGCCUUCUAUGACCCGGACUUCACGCGAGACAUCUCUCAUAAGAUGAGAGUUCCCGAGAAGAUUGUCAUCAAUGACCACAACCUCAAUGGCGGCCACUUCGACGACCCGGCCAUCAUUGCCGCCCGCACUCAGGCCUCACACACCGGCCCUCACGACCGGCUGUGGAUGACUGUUCCCGAAAGGAUUCUUGUCGUCGGCAAUGAGAGCCAUAUGUCGGGUCGCGGACCGCUUCCAGAGAUGAAACUCGAGAACUCAAUGCUAGGAAUGAAUGACAACUCGACUACCAAUUCAUCGAUUCCUCUUCAGUUGUCUACUCCUCCGCACACUUUGACACUCAAUGAACACACGUUUCCAACAGUCGGCGACAACAACACUGACCACAACUCCUAUACUAACAGUCGGUUCCCAAAUAGUAGUCACAAGAAGAAGAGAAAUGUAGUCCUCUCGGGCUUCACAGCCAAUGAAGACGUAUUAGAGAAAUCGCGUAAAGAAUCGGUGGAAUCGCCUGAAUAUCAAAGUUAUUUCAAUUCAAACAAUUCUGUCAACGAUUUAUCGGCCGACGAGUCGACGGUUGUGUUGAGACGACAGGUGAAGGCUCUGUCGCGACGGGUGGCGGCCAUAGAGCUCGACAAUCAACACAGACAUCAACGAGAAGUGUUGAUCUAUACGUUGGGUGUCAUCUAUUUUGUAGUUAAAGGUUUUGUUUGGAUUCACAGACAGUUAUAAUCCAUUCAUUUUAAAAAUUGCACUCAAAUUAUAAAACUUUUUAUUUCUAAAUUUUAAAAUAUUUAUCGUAUUGUUUGACCAAAACUAUAGUUUUUGUGUUUUUUCUGUGCAUUUCUUUUAUCUUUAUUAUUGACCAAAGCCUUAGAUUUACAGCAAAACUUGAAAUGUGUUUGAAAUGUUUGUUUCAUUCAAUUAUUCGUUUAAAUAACAAUUAUUUUAAAACUACGAAAA